Molecule: messenger RNA, 1131 nt
Organism: Zophobas morio
Lineage: Eukaryota; Metazoa; Arthropoda; Insecta; Coleoptera; Tenebrionidae
Product: mediator of RNA polymerase II transcription subunit 23-like
Exons: 11
Coding region: 197-1054 (285 amino acids)
Biological process (GO): positive regulation of gene expression; regulation of transcription by RNA polymerase II
Cellular component (GO): mediator complex; transcription regulator complex
Source: RefSeq, a predicted model, not a curated record
AUUGCACGAUAGUUUGUUAGCUUACCAUCCUUUCAUCCACCGAUUCGUGCGAAGAGUCUUAACUUAUUUUUAUGAACAAGAAAGUUUCACCCCCGCAGCUCGAUUGAAACUUCUCAGCCUCGUAACCUUGCGCACCCGCGCCGCGCUAGAAGAAUUCUUAAGAGGGUCACCGGAUGGUAAUGAGGUUGUCGGGGCUAUGAAAGAUCGCUUCACCCUCAAGUAUGUGCAAGUCCAGUUCUGUGCGCUCUCCAUAGCGCUUGAGGCCGAGUCGGAAGGCGAUCACCGCUUUGUCGAAUACCGGAGCUUCCAAGAACAGCUGCUUUCCGAGUUUGUCAUGGAACUGCUGGUUCUACCUUAUAGUGCCGCUGAGCUUUCUCGCCUUCUGCUGAACUGCGUGCUCUACCCUUCCUUAGCACAGCCACAUGAGGGAAGCAUGGCAGGCAGGAUCAACGCGUUAACGCAUAUCUACCGCUUAACGCCAGAGGGUUUCAGAACUGAACUGUUUGUAACGAUGGCGCAGUUAUUGGGGGCCAACUUCGAUGCACCGCUACAGGACUACGCCUUUUCCAAGACGCUGGGUUUUGACAUGAGCGCCUCGCAUAUAACUCUUGUGGUGGCACAGAGUCUUCUAGCGCACGCUCAAGUUACUUGGCAGACCGACAUCCCCCGCUUUUUGGAAUUUCUACAACGUUGCAAGUCGCCGAAAGAAGACAGGAGCCUCAUCACCACCUUUGAGCAAGUCUUGUAUAUAUGCCACAUGGUUGGGCCUUUCCUUGAAAGCAUGGACGACUUCGCCUUAAAGAACGAAGCCAAGGAACGACCGAUCCUGGAACAAGUUUUCUUGGCCCUCCUUGAAUUAAUCCUUCAAGUGUCCAUAAACUAUGCAGAAGAUAGCAAUUUGAUCCCGGCUGAGGACGCCGUCGUCGAUUUCUUGUAUUAUGUGAGUGACCGAUAUGCAUUACGCGGAGAUGUGUACAAACGGGCUGAGUCGCUAAUUCUUAAAAUGAGCGAACGACUAAAAAGAAGAUUCCAGUUCUUGGUCUCGCUGCCUUGAGUUCCUUGCAACCUCAAGCAAUUAUGUAUAAGAAAAAAUUUCCUUUUUCAGAUUUAACAAAUUUAUUGAUAUCAACA